Molecule: messenger RNA, 2168 nt
Organism: Hydractinia symbiolongicarpus
Lineage: Eukaryota; Metazoa; Cnidaria; Hydrozoa; Anthoathecata; Hydractiniidae
Product: polyunsaturated fatty acid lipoxygenase ALOX15B-like
Exons: 11
Coding region: 69-2060 (663 amino acids)
Biological process (GO): lipid oxidation
Molecular function (GO): metal ion binding; oxidoreductase activity, acting on single donors with incorporation of molecular oxygen, incorporation of two atoms of oxygen
Source: RefSeq, a predicted model, not a curated record
ACCAGGCUAAUACGUAAGUUAUGAUGAAACCAAAACAGAUGUAAAAUUGUUUGAUUUCUCUCACUUGCAUGGUUCGUCUGGACAUGCUUGAUGUGUUGAGUGGAUUUGUAUCUAAAUCAAGUCAAAUUCAAGAUUUGAAUUUUACCGAUCUCGCUGAACUUUCAGAAAAUGAUGUUAAUAAUCUCGAAAAAGAUGAGUUUACUGAGAUUGUCAUGGAUCACCAUAAAUGCUAUAUACCACGUUCAUGCACGAUUUCUCUCCCGCAACAUACAAAAUCCAAGCGAUGUCUGAUGCAACGGUCAUAUGAUACUGAAAAAGCUAGAAGGUGGUACAAGAUAACAGAUGAAAAUAAGAAAUCAACAAUCGAUUUCCCUUUAAAGUUUAUCCCAUUUUUAAACCAAACGAGAAAUGCAAUCGCCUUCUACUAUUCCAUUGAUAAAUUCGAAUCAAAAUAUUUUGUUCUUUAUCUCACAUGGAGAAAAACUAUGGAAAACAUUUUGCAGCAAUUAAACAAAGUUUUCGCUUCAGCCUCAUUUUAUACCAUUAAAGAAUAUGAAAUCGUGCACAGUUCUUUUAGAGCUGCCAUUAAAGCUUUAAGAGUUCCUCAAUAUUUCAACAGCCCUGAUUUAGAUCCAUCGUAUACUGAUAUAAUUUCAAACAACAAAUGGGAAGAUGAUGAUACUUUUAGUCAAUUUGUUUUGACAUGGCAAUGCCCUUGGACACUUCGUAAGGUGACCAAACAUGGCAAUGUUGGACUAAAGUUUUCAAAGUUAGCAAAACAGUUAAAUCCAACUUUUGAUUUCAAUGCUGCUCUAUCAAAUGCAUAUGGACAGAACAUAACCUUGUACGAAGCAGCAGAUCAACAACGUCUGUAUGUUUUGUACAAUGAAGAACAUAAUGAUUUACCGACGUUUGCAGAUCUCCUUGAUAAAAACCCGAAUGAUACUAGAACGCUGAUUAAUGUUACAUCACCUAUCACUUUGUUUAUUAGAAACAGAAGACGUGAAUUAAAAGUGGUUGCUAUUCAAUGGGAUUACUUACCAUCUUCAGAUGUACUCACACCAAGUUCACCAAAAGCGCAAUGGUUAUCUGCAAGAGGAAUGGCUUUACAAGCUCAUUUAGAUGUUUGUCAAUUAAAAACUCAUCUUGGAGACGUACAUUUCGUUUACACAAUAUUCUGUCUUGCCUUCAGACGCCAUUUCAGCACGCUACAUCCGUUAUAUGAUGUUUUAAAAUUUCACUGCGAGGGUACAACACCUCAAAUCUCCAUUGCUUAUCCAGCACUUUUAUUUCCUCAGUCAUAUGGUCAUCAAUACUUUGCAGCUUCACAUAUUGGUGUGGCUAAUCUGUCAACACAAGCGUAUAUAAAAAGAAAAUAUGGAAUGUUUGAUUUUGAUAAGUUAAUGAAGAACCGCGGCCUUGACGACAGCUUAUUGAGUUAUAAUCCCUUUCGCGACGAUGGAAAAGUUAUUUGGACUGAAUUAAAAUCAUUUGCUUCUCAAUUGGUAAAAAUGUAUUAUCGAUGUGACAGGGAUGUAAGAAGGGAUAGAGAGUUGCAAAGUUUUGCAAAUGAGAUUUCUGCUGAUGGUAUUGGCGAAGAUGGUGGCAAUGGAAAAUUCACUGGAUUCCCUGCAACCUUCUGUUCUCGACGUCAACUGACGGAAUUCAUCACAAGAUUCUUGUGGUAUAAUAUCAUCCAUACCUCUGUUAACUAUGCACUGUUGCCCAAUUUCACACCAAUGGUUCCAGUGAAACUGUACAGCGACACAGCUCCAAAUGCUGCAGGAAACUAUGCGCACUUUUUGCCAGAUAGAAGAGUAACAUUGGGAAUAACUCAUUUUGCAAACUUUUUGAGUCAUUUUCGUGCAAAUCGCAUCAUGGAUUAUUACGAUAAAGUAAAGGAUAACAAGCUUCGCUAUCUUGUCAAAAGAACGUACAAUCGAUUUCAUUCGUGUAUUCAACGAACAUUGCAAUGCCGAAACGCAAAACGAAAAGCAGCUGGGUAUUUGGGAUUGCAAUAUUUAGAACCAAAAUGGCUGACCAACAGCGUGCAUGUCUAAAGAAUGCUGUCGAAUGUAUUUCUUGGUCUAAAGUUCAAGUCUUUUGGAUGUACAAUGCAUUAACUAAUUUAUUUCGAUCCUUGGAAUAAUCACACCUAUCUCAAUGAA